Geosmithia morbida is the source of this 948-nucleotide messenger RNA. RefSeq names its product Phosphoglycerate dehydrogenase or related dehydrogenase. Lineage: Eukaryota; Fungi; Ascomycota; Sordariomycetes; Hypocreales; Bionectriaceae. The transcript has a single exon. The coding region runs from base 1 to 948 and encodes 315 amino acids. Gene Ontology annotation, molecular function: NAD binding. The record is from RefSeq and is a predicted model, not a curated record.
AUGAAGCUCCUAUACCCGACCUCUCUCGCGCUGGACACUUCCAAGCUGGAAGGUUUCUCAGUAGACAUCCAGCCCUACGACCCAAAAUCCCCCACCAUCCCGUCGGAACUCCUCGACGCCACUGUCCUGGUGACGUGGGUCAACACUCACGAGAAUCUCGUCUUCGCCAGCAAAAACAUGCCCAACUUGCGCUGGAUCCAGUCCUUGGCCGCGGGCCCUAACGACGUCCUCUCCGCCGGCUUCGACACGUCCCGCAUCGUCGUGACCACCGGCUCGGGCCUCCACGACCGUACAGUCGCUGAGCACGCCCUCGGUCUGCUCCUCAACGGCGCCCGACGCUUCUAUGAGAUGCGUGACUACCAGCUUCAGGGCAAGUGGCCCGCCCACCUGGGUGGGGCGCAGCCCGACCGUCCCAAGGACCGCUUCACCACGCUGCGUGACGCCCGCGUCCUGGUCUGGGGCUUCGGGAACAUCGCCAAGACGCUCGUCCCCAGCCUGACCCUCCUGGGUGCUCAUGUCGAGGGCGUAGCUCGUUCUGCCGGUGUGCGCAACGGCAUCACCAUCCACGCCGAGGCCGAUCUGCCCACCCUGCUGCCCAAGAUUGACGUCCUCGUCAUGAUCCUCCCCGGCUCCGACUCUACCCGCAAUGCCCUCAACGCCGAGCGUCUGCGCCUGCUACCCAAGCACGCCUGGGUUGUUAACGUCGGUCGCGGAACCACUAUAGAUGAGGCUGCCCUUGCUGAUGCUCUCAACGCUGGCGAGAUUGGCGGUGCCGCCCUCGAUGUCUUCGAGACGGAACCCCUCCCCGUCGAUAGCCGCCUCUGGAAGGCCCCCAACCUCGUCCUCUCGCCUCAUGCCGCCGGUGGUAGGCCCCAGGAUGCAGAGGACCUCAUCACCUACAACCUGAGGCGUUUCGUAGCCAAGCAGCCCCUCAAGAAUGUCGUCUGA